Molecule: messenger RNA, 9118 nt
Organism: Callithrix jacchus (white-tufted-ear marmoset)
Lineage: Eukaryota; Metazoa; Chordata; Mammalia; Primates; Cebidae
Source: RefSeq, a predicted model, not a curated record
AUUUAAAUAUCAGCCUGAAGGCAGGCACGUAUAAUGAAGACCUGUUCCUUUAAUGGAAGAGAUCUAAAUUGGGAGCAAAGCAUGUGACCAGUUUUGCUAUCGUUUUAGCUAUGUAGCCUCAAUGACAUAAUUUAACCUUGGUUUUCCUGAUUUGCAAACUGUAGGGAAAAUAAUAAUGUCUUCUAACUUACUGAACUAUUCAGGAAAAGAAAAUGUAGCUGUGAAAAGUGCUCUGGGUUUCUUGGAAGAAAGGAGUGCUGUAUUAAUGCACGUUUUCAAGAAAUGAUAAAGAAAACAUCAAUAUAUCGCCAACCAUCCUUUCAUUACUUGAUGGAUUCAGAAGCUCAAGAAGAGACCAGAGAAGACUAUGAUGACAAGCAGGUGGUCACAGAGAUCCUGGCAAGAUGUUUUAUUCCGACCGUGAUAACAAAUAUUUCCUGGGAAAUCUUUCAUUUUAUUGGUCAUGAGAUUCGAAUUACUGAGGCCAUGGAUUGUUACGGUGCUGUUGUUUGGCCAUCGGCCCUUGUUCUAUGCUAUUUCCUGGAAACAAAUGCAAAGCAGUAUAAUAUGGUUGACAAAAAUGUGAUUGAAAUUGGAGCUGGAACAGGGCUAGUCUCCAUUGUGGCAAGUUUACUUGGUGCUCAUGUGACGGCCACAGAUUUACCCGAAUUACUUGGAAACCUGCAAUAUAAUAUUUCCCGAAACACAAAAAUGAAAAGCAAGCAUUUGCCGCAGGUUAAAGAACUCUCCUGGGGAGUAGCGUUAGACACAAACUUCCCCAGGUCUUCUAAUAAUUUUGACUAUAUUUUGGCAGCGGAUGUAGUCUACGCUCAUCCAUUCUUGGAAGAGCUCCUCAUUACCUUUGACCAUCUGUGCAAAGAAACCACCAUCAUCCUCUGGGCCAUGAAAUUCAGGCUGGAGAAGGAAAAUAAAUUUGUAGAUAGAUUUAAGGAGUUGUUUGACCUGGAGGAAAUUUCCAGUUUCCCCAGCCUGAAUAUUAAGUUGUAUAAAGCUGUGAAGAAAAACCAGAGGAGUGCAUGACAUCCUGGAUGAGGACAUGGAAAUGCUAAGGCAAUUUUUAGCAGAAAUUCACUUUAAAGAAAACCCUGAAUAAUCUCCUGUGCCACUGAGAUUCCCAAGGGGAACUACAUAGACACACAGACACACAUGCACACACACCCCCCACUAUGAGAAUAGAAGAUAGUUUCCCAAAUUUGCCUCACCCUGGGCAGUAAUAUUUCUAGAUACCACACUUGAGUCUGUAGGAGUAGUUUGUCUCUGUUAGAACCCAGGCCCUGCGUUCUACUCACACAGUAAUAGGAGCUCUUGGCAAAGUCACGCUCUGUUGUCAUUGUCUGCUCUCCUUAUUCCUUACCUCACCAUUUAUUAUUAUUAUUUUAAUCAAUGGUGCCAUUAUUAUUUUUUAAUGUAUAAUCACAGAAUGAUGGUUUUUAAUGAUAUCUCUUCAGUGAUCAUUGUUAUUAAUUCAUUUAAACAUAAGCUUAUGUGAUUCUUUCUUUAGAAAUAAGGAAAUUGACUACAGUGGUAUCUGCAAAUAAAUCCGAUCAGGCAGAUACAUAAUAUAAUGGUAAAUCUCAGACUUCUGUGGUUUUCAUGAGUGCCAGCUUAUAGGUGACCUAUCAUCUCUGCCUGGCAGAGUAGGCUUCUGAUGGAACCUCUGAAAUCAGUCAAGCUUGUGGAUUUCAGGUCAUGGACAAGAACGUUUUAUUCCACCAAAUGACAGAUGAAUGAAAGCAAACAAAAAUUGUUGAGAUUUUGGAGAAGUUAUUGUUUUGUUUUAAGCCAACUAUCAUUAUUUUGUAUCACAGAAACAGAAAUAAGUAUAAACACUUUGAGUUAAAAAUACAUGUGAAAAGAUUUAGGUCUCUGAACUCAGAUAAUCAGACAUAUAGCUGGUUUUAAAGUUUAAAGCUCUUUUGAUGAACAUACAUACAUCUAGAUAUUUAAAAUACUAUGUGAUUUUUUUUCACAUAGGCUUUCCUUAGAGACUAGAAUAAAGUCUGUAGUUAUUGAAGUCAGUGAAAAAAGAGCUAAGAAUUAGGAUUUUGUACUAUGUAACCACCUAGAUGACACUGGUUGGCAAUUACUCUGCCGUGUUCCCAGCAACAUUUUUUAGGCUGUUACUGGGCCCUUGGGGUGAUACUUUCCUUUAUAGAUUUAGUCCUUUCUGCUUUGCUGAAAGUUUUCUGUCCACUCCAGGGUGAGUAUAGUUGAAAAGAAUAUUUUCUAGGACUCUGAUCAGUAAGUCAGGAUACAAAUAUACUGCAGUGUAUUUUUUAUUUUUAGUACUUGUAGUUCAUAGGACCAAUAUUUACAUGGAUCUUUGCAUUUUCACAGUCUUACUUACAUAAAGUUAUUUAAUCCUCAAUCAUUCUAAGAGGCAGAAGCUAUGUUAUCCCUACUUCACAGUUGAAGAAACUAAGGCUGAGAUGUCCUCAGGCUACACAUCUGCAGAGUGGCAGUGCUAGGGCAUUCAAGCCCAGGUCUGUUUAAGCCCAAAGCCUGUAUUAACCACUGCACUGUCUUUAUAUAUUUAAAACAACAAUUUUCAAACUUUUAAAAACAAGUGAAGUCAUUUCUUCAAAAUGAAAUACAUAUCCAGAAAGAUAAGCAAAUGCAUUAGAAAAAAAUGAGACCUGUUCCAUUUUAAAACUUUUAUUUCCUAUGUGAGGAGGUCAGGGAAGGCUGGUUUCGAAGGCAAUAUUUAGGUGAAGCUGACAGGAGGUAGCAGUGCAGAUGUCUGGGGAAAGGUGUUAACAGGCUGAAGGAACAAGACACAGGGAUCCUGAGGCAGGAGCCACCAGUCCUCUGGAAAUUUCAAAGGCCAGAUUGCUUGGUGCAGAGUGAGCAGGAAUUCAGAAAGGCUACAGGGAGCUAGGACUGUGUUGCAGGCUUGGUUCUCCAGAAACAGACUCUGAGAGGGAAUUGGGUGAGCAGGUCAUGUUUUAGGGAGUGCUGUUAGAUGAAGACAAAUGGAAAGGAGUGGCAGGAAGUAGGAUAGAAACAGAUCGAGCUGCAGUACAGGCCCAGUAACUGUCUGAGGUGACCCCCACAUGGAACACUGGCCUGAGAGUGGCCUCUGCAGUUGUCCUGAUUGGGGUGAUGUAUCUGGGCCUUGAUGACCCCAUGUGGCCCAGUCAUUGGAUAUGAGGUGCCCUGGGAAGACUCUGUGACCUUGGGUGAGGUGACAUCAGCUGAUAUAGUCUUGAAGACGUUGACAGCUGGGGGAUGCCUACUACCACCUCCAGCAGCAGGGGAUUAGGUCACCCUGAAGAGGAGCUGGGCGGCUUAUCACAGGGUGCAGCAUGACCUUUAGGCCUCAGAAAGAGCUCUGGCUUUUCUUCCGGUGGGAUGGAGAAUCUUUGGAUGGUUUUGUGAGUAGAGGAGUGAAGUAACCUUUUCCCAUGUAAAGACCACUCUGGCUAGCAUUUUGAGACUAGAAUGGGGAGAGAUGAGACCAGGGAGAGGCUGCGGCAAUCUGAUGAGGCAGCCUGCAUUGGGGUGGCAAGAAAUGGCCAGUUCUAGAUGUAUGUGGCUGCCAGAUCCAACAGAUCUUCCCACUAUAUAGUGUGUAGAGUGUAUGGGAAAGAGAGUCCGGCUGAGUCACUGUGCAUAAAUUUAGAGUCAACAGCUUAGAGAUGGCUUAUGAAGCUCCUUCAGGGGACCAAAAGACUAGACAGAGAGUGAAACAAGUACUAGGCCCGAGUCAUUAAGAGAUCACAUAUGGGUGUGUACAUGGAGAUAAUUUUGAAGACUCUACACACUCUCCCCUACUCCAGUUACAUGAGUAUCUGUUGACUCUAAAAAACAUGAAUUUAACACCACAGUGGUUUUUGAACUUGGCAGUGGAGUUCUAAAGUUCCCGAAAGCUUCCUCGAGAGGCUUCUAGGGGCCUGAGAGUUGUAAAUGCAGCAGGAACCUUCAGGUAACAAAUGGAAAUUAUUCCUCUGCUUAGAAAAUAUUUGAAUAUCAUUACUAAAUUAUUUUUAGGUAGAAUAGAUAAAGUGUCUUUUCAAAUUUAGCAUUAGGACCAAACCAACCAUACAGUUCAGAAAAGUUCCUCUUUCUCUCUGUGCCAAUCCGUCAAACACAGCGUUCCAGACUCACUGUUUUAUUCUGUUUUUAGCAUUCACUCCCCAAGUGUAACCCCCACCCCCACACACCAGGUCCCUCUUUUUCUACUUCAUUCUACUGUUCACUUCAUUCUUUAAUUCUUUUAUCUUUUUGCUGCAGUUUCUCCAUACUUUUUUAGAUCCAAUUUUAUAAUAAUUUCAAAAGAUGUAAUUGGAAUAGGCCUUUUCUACCUUACCUUUUUUUUUUUUUUUUUUUUUUUUUUUAAUGACUGGGAAUCGAUUUGUUAACUUAAUCCAAGGGAGUUAUACCAUGAGGUUUUGCACUUUUUUAUCUGGCUUUUUGACAAGUUAGACUAUGUUAUUAAAAACCUCGGUCCAAUUCUUUCAGUAACUUUCUGCAUUUCCAAUAGCAUGAACUUACGGAUUGUCAAGGUUUUAAUGUAGGAUAUUACAGAAGAGCUAUCACUCCACAGAAGACACCCCAACUGGCAGGGCAUUCUCUGCAGCUUAAAAUUACGCACAGGUAACCGUGAGAGUUCUGUUCUCUAGACCGCAUCAGCGGUCUUUUGGAAACUAGGUACUGCACUAAAGCCUUCUAUCUUGGAAUGUAAUGAUGUAUCCCUUUUAUUUGUACCCAUUUUUGUCUACCAGAAUUUAUUUUAAAAAGUUGUUUUUUCAUUCCAUAUUCAUACUCUGUUCCCAUUCUUUUGGAUAAAGAAUUGGUGACAUUGGGUAACUUCCUAACGUAUCUGCAGCCAAAUAGAAUAUUGAAUAUUAUGGAAGACAAAAGAUGAGGAAACAACAGAAGAGGCUGUUCUCUUUUUCCAUUAAGGCCUCAGAGCCUAGGAGCUUGGCGUUCUCAGUGAAUGCCCAGUCUUUAUAGAGAGAGACCAUGCCUCCUUUGCACAUGAGCAGACAAAUAAUUUCUGAAUAUCAUUUGGAAGUGAAACAUAUCUGCUGAGUAGAAUUUUGAUUCAAGAAGACAUUUGCGGGUAUUAGCUUUAAAAACAAGCUAGGGACUUUGGGUUGUAGAUAGUAGAUAUAAAAGAAUUAAACUCAACCAUAAGUAAAUCAGACGAGUAAGCUAAUUGGUAAGACUAAAAUAGAUUUAAUAUUCUGUGCUUCUUUCUGCUUCAUUUUAAUUUAGUUUUCAUGGAAAUCUGUAGGUGAAGGAAAUUAAAAUGGUCAAAAAUAUGCAUUUUUAAGACAUAUAAAUUAUAAGGCAGUAAUAGGAAAUAAAAUUGGGAAUGGAGCAAGUGAAUAAUUCGCAAAAGUGUUAGUGGGAAUACAGACACAGCAAAAUUUUAAAAUUAUAGGCAUUUGUGUUAGCGUGUAAGUGUGUGGACCUAGUUCCUUCUGUCUUCUUUACGAAGCCUGGAAGUGGUUUGUGAAUGAGUUCCAUACCCAGGUAUUGCCAUGUUUGAGUUUGUGACAUGAAGUUAAGUGUAGGAUAUUACCUGCAAGUCCAGUGUCAAUGUUUGCUCUCCUUCGAAGUUCUACACAAAAUCAAAGACAGCGCUCUGUAUAACUAUACCAUAGUGUUAACGGGAUAGUUGUGUCUUAGGUGCCUUGGUUAGCAUCAGUUAGUUCUGAGGUCACAUUAACUCCUUUUUGAAGAAUUCCCGAGCUGGACAUUUGUGUUUACUCAGAUCUCAUAUAGCUGAGUAGUAUUUAGAUUGCUGGGCAUACACUAUUGACUGCUUAUUUGAUUGAACCAACCUUUGGUCUCUAUCACGAGCGGUGCUUUUAUUGGGUAAGCUCGAAGGCAGGAUUUUUUCCUCUCAAUUUUCUCAUUUUUUUUUUUGUUUCUAAGGCAGUUGUCUUUUCCUGAAAUCCAAUCAAGUUUUAGAAUUGGCACUUACCAUCAAGGAAUUUCAAGGGAUCGCUAAAAAUGAUAACAGAUGUCCAGGUCAGUUUUGUGAUAAACGGUACUAAUGAAAAAAACAUGGAAAAAUAUUGAAUAUUUGCUGCUGACCACGAACACUUUACCAGACCAAAACACAUUUCUUGGUUUUCCAAACAAAAGCACAAACAGAGUAAGAUUAAAACAUGCCAUUAAAAAUAUUUUAAGAGUUGGGCAUUAUUUCAUGAUGCCACAAAUGUAAGUCUAAAAAUUUUAAAGUGACUUACUUGGCAAAUGCUAGAUUUUGUAGUUUACAUUUUAAAAUUUCUAUAUUUCCAUUCUCCAUAGUCUGUAAUGCCUAUAUCUUUGUUUUAAUUUUAAAUUAACUUUACUGAAUUAAAAAAAAAAUUGUUAGUGUCAUGAUUUAAUUUGGGUUUUCUUAUCUACUUCUGUGUUUUCUUUGUUAGUAGAGUGUAAAUCAUAAUGACAAAGGUUGUCUCUUUGUCACAAACUAUCAUAAAUAAGCCCAAAGGACAGGCCAUAAAAAUGUAAGAAAUUCUUAGAUUAAAAAGCAUGAGUAAUGCUUCUACCUACCUGGCAGGCACAGGUAAAAGUACACCUGGCAACUGGUAAAUUAUUAACACUUUUCUACCAAGGAUUUCCUCCUUCCUUAGUAUCUCUGUGAUUAAUAGAUAGUGAAUUUAAGAAUUAGAAGAUGUAAAACAUAAUAAGUACAUUUUGUGAUCACGUAUUGGGAAGAAAUUAAGGAAACAUUUUGUGCAACUUUCAAGGGGUCAAGGGAACAAAGUGCUAGAACUUUUGGGAACAGAUUUCAUAUUUUCUUUGAAGAAAUAAUUCAAGGAGGCUUAAAGGGAAUAAGAAUGCAACUAUUAAUUAAUGCACAAUAAAUAGAAUAAUGAAUGCAACUACCUUUUACUUUCCUUGAAUUUUAGUUUUUCUUCUUUUGGAAGCCUCUAAUGGUUGUCAUUCAUUCAUUUAUUCGACAUUUACUGAAAACCCACGAUGUGCCAAGCAGGGGCUACAGACACAAUAGUGAACAGGCAGACAGGGCCAGUCCUCACGGAGAUCGUGAGCUCGGCACAGAUGGGCAGAGGCAGAGCUGGGGAUGGCCUGGUUGGGGAAAUACAUGAAAACCAAUCAGUGCUACGUGUCCUGGCAGUGGGAGCCUAACCUAUAACCAGGGAAUAGUUAGGGCUUCCAAGAGAAGGUGUAGCUGCAUGAAGGAGAUGGAGGUGAGGGCAGAGAGGAGAGAUGGGACAUGUCCUAGGCAGAAGGAAGGGUGUGCGCUAAGCUUUGGAGGCAAAUAGGAGUGACCUGUUCUGAUGACUCACUAGAAAGAUUGUGGCUUUUAUGAACCUUUGCUGAAGUAAUAACCAUUAUCAGUGGAAUACUCACUACUUUCAGGUCUGUUUUUAGAGAUUUCCAGUAUAGCAUCUCACAGAAUUAUCCUGACAACCCAAGUGGCAUUAACCCAGUUUAUGUAUGAAGAUAUUGAAGCUUAGCAGAAAUAAGCCUCCUCCCAGGUUACACAUGGGUGGCAGUUGUUAGGAUGGGAACCUCUGUCCCUAUGACACCCAAGCUUGUGCUUUUUACAGAGUAUGACCUUGUGUAAGUUUUCCACUCUGAGCCCUGCAAGGAAAUUCCAAAUUUUAAUUUUAUUCUAGCUAAUUUGGAGCUAUCCAGUUUUGUGAACCUUGUGUUCGUUUGCCGCCUGAGCACAAAUUAGCUUAAGUGGCCUACUCUUGAGAUGUACCUGCAGAGAUGUACUCCUGUUCAUAAUAUAUCCCCAAGAGCAGAAUUUUAUGAAUCCACUUAUAUACCCAGCAAAGACUUCACUAAGUUUUUCUUUGCAAGGAAUAUUGAGCACAUACUAGAGCAAUUAAUAUAAAGGUGUAUGUUGAUCUUAAAACAACCAGCGUGGGGAGCGAUAAAGACCCUAUUAUAAAAAGGAGGUGCCGCAGUGGAAGCAACCGCUGUUCUUUUUCUUCGGCAACAGCUCAGGAAGAACAAAGUGAAUGAAGUGUGGGCUGCCCUCGGGUGACUUUUUGGCAGAGAUGGCCAAGGGGGUGGGACUGAACUUUAAAACAUCUGAUCUGUUUGUGGCUGUGUUCUGUGAACGGUGCUGAUGUUUAUAGGUCUGUUACUAGGCGAUAACUCCCUGCCUCAGCAGGAUUAAGCCCUGGGGCGAUGUGAGAACACCAGUUCUUGGAAACCACCUUUCACAAUCUUUCAAAGAGAGGGCACACAUUGACCAGGCAGCAUAGCUUUCCAAUGCGAAAGAGACCUGGUGAGAACCUGGAAGGACACCAGCACCUUCCGCAGCAAAGGGCUUGUCUAAGUGGAAGUGAAUGGCCUUUGGCGCCCAUUAGCUUGAGGUUGACCAGGCACCUCUGUCCCUGGAGGGUGAUAUUGCAGAGUAAGCCAUAAACCUUGGCUGGAGCCCUCCAACAGGUGACGGGAUGUAAGCAGAUGCAGCAGCGGGGCGGUGGGCAGGUGGUGGUGGGGGGGGUUGGCUCGGCGAGCUGCCAUGAUGUCAGAGCCUGUCCUGCUGUCCUGUGAGCACGAUGUGCAGAGGAUAGUGCUGACUGCCAGGGGAGAGCAGAGGCAAGGCAGCUACUGAAUAUUCCAGAAUAGAGAGGAGGGAAAAUGUAUUUAAAACAUCUUGUGGGAAAUGGCUACCCAGCGCAGGCACAACUUCAAAAGUAGGAUGGUAAAAAUGGAAACCUGAGGGAGUAACCCCAAGGUUAUUGAGGAAAGCAGUCACAGGAAAGAGAAACAGGAUGUUUCUCUCUGAUAGUCUCUUUAUUUUCCUUCUUUCUGGCUGAUUUUUGAGCUGACCGGCAAAGCCUGAAGGCCGCUGAUUGUCAUCUCUACGAAGCAGGUGACUGAAGAUGGAGUUUGAUAAAUGCAAGAAGUCAAAGCCAACAUCUGAGGAAAUUUCAGCUGGGAAACUGAUGCAAUCUCUCUUAGAUGAAAUGCUUGCUUUGGUUCUGUUUCAUGUUCCUACCAAGCAGGUGAAAUUCUAAGUAUUUAGAUACCAUUACCCCAGAGGUCUCAGAAUAAAAUUCCAGUCUGAAAUUACAGAUGAUUGCCACUGGGAGGCCCCGGUGAUCUGCAAAAUGAAAUUUCCUUCUGAAUAAAUAUGUGAAAAUAAAAGAAA